Messenger RNA from Camellia sinensis, 480 nucleotides. The record is from RefSeq and is a predicted model, not a curated record. NCBI's taxonomy places the organism in Eukaryota, Viridiplantae, Streptophyta, Magnoliopsida, Ericales, Theaceae.
AUGUUCGUGACUAGGUUCAGAACGAAUACCAAGACACUAGUGGAGAUUAACCAACUACUCUCCAUUGACACGGGCAAAAAGGAAACAUUGACGUCCUACAACAGUCGCUAUUGGGAGACCUUCAACCAGAUUGAGGAUUGCCCUACCAAUCUCGCCAUUGCACAAUAUAAACGAGGUUUACCAGUUGGUAACAAACUGAGGGACUCAAUAACAAUGCUGUCACCCCUCAUAAUGGAGGCCCUAAUGGAAAGGGUGCACAAACAUAUCCGGGUGGAGGAAGAUGGCGCCCGCGCUAAAACAAAAUCUGGCACAAUGGCAAUACCAGAUAAAAAGGCUACGACAAGAAUCAACACGGUAGAACAACCAAGAAGAAAUGGGCGUGGCAGGCGAGCUAACAGAGAGGAUCCAGAAAUAAAGAAGCUAAGAGUCCGCAGUGUCAUUACCACGGUGUUCAAUAAACCUAUCUACCGGGAUCCUUAG